Molecule: messenger RNA, 5291 nt
Organism: Ostrea edulis (European flat oyster)
Lineage: Eukaryota; Metazoa; Mollusca; Bivalvia; Ostreida; Ostreidae
Product: dynamin-like 120 kDa protein, mitochondrial
Exons: 30
Coding region: 150-3119 (989 amino acids)
Biological process (GO): mitochondrial fusion
Cellular component (GO): cytoplasm; microtubule; mitochondrial membrane
Molecular function (GO): microtubule binding; GTP binding; GTPase activity
Source: RefSeq, a predicted model, not a curated record
UUACAUUUUACAAUGUCAAGGACAUUAACGGAAAUUUAGGGAAACUCGGACCACUACUUUCACAAUGUAGGCCUAGCCUUGUAGGUAAUUCUUGAUCAGAUAAAUGCACACCAGUUUGAGAGAUAUUUAAAGACAGCAGUAACUUCAGUAUGAGCAGGCUGAUAUCUGGUAGAUUUAGCCAACACUGUGAAAAAUAUGUCCAGCUAGCAGUGAAAAGAUAUGGUCUACAACAAUCACGAUCCAAAAGUUAUGCACUGUUGAGGACACAAAAUUCUAACCAGUCGUCCAUCUUCCUGAUCUCUGAGAGGGGCUUUUGGAGGUUUUAUCAUGCCCACAGAAACAGACCUUCCAAAUUGUUUCUUACAGCCAGGGGCCAUUUAUCAGUCCCAACCAGUCACCGUCAUGUGGUGACAUGGACCAGAAUAACCAAAGCAUUGCUGAGACCUAGGAAUAUCAUCAUAACAGGAGCAGUGGGCACUGGAGCAGUAGUUAGUCAGAAAAUAAAUGCAGUAAAGCAGCAGUUACCUGACAUAGAAUGGAUGAAAGAAUACAUUCCUGAAUCAGAAACAAUGAAAAACCUCAUGAAAAGUAUCAAAAGUGCAGCAUCUCAAAUCACUUUGCCUGAGAAGGGAUUUAUUUCUAAUCAUUUUCCCAAGCUAAAGGAUGCUGCAGUUGUGGAGGGUAUUAAGACUUGGUGGGAGGAAAACACGAAUCAGAGCAAUGCUGCUGUUCUGUCUGAAGGUGGCCAGGUCUUGUAUGCCAUGUCCCAAGAUGAAGAUAGUGCCAAAACCCAUAAGAAUACAGUACCUCUGAUUGGAUUUGGAAGAUCGGGAGCUUCAGCAACACCCAGCAAAAAGAAUCCAGAGAAAGAGAGGCUCGAGCAAGUUCAGGAGGAGAUGAUUCAAAUUCAGAUCCGAUACCAGAAAGAAAUAGAUAGACUAAUGAAGGAAAAUAAGGAUCUACGUAAAAGUCUCAUUUUGAAAGAGGAUAAAAGUGGACGCAAGAGAUCAAUGAGGAAGAGCCUAAUUGACAUGUACUCGGAUGUGUUGGAUGAAUUAGAACGCUAUGAUUCCAGCUACAACACACAGGACAACCUGCCCAGAGUAGUUGUGGUGGGCGACCAGAGCUCAGGAAAGACCAGUGUGUUGGAAAUGAUUGUACAAGCUCGUAUAUUUCCUAGGGGAUCUGGUGAGAUGAUGACAAGGUCACCUGUGAAGGUGACCCUCAGUGAGGGUCCGUACCACAUAGCAUCAUUCAAGGACAGCUCCAGGGAGUUUGAUCUUACUAAAGAAAGUGAUUUGGCAGCACUGAGGAAAGAAGUGGAAUUGAGGAUGAAAGCUAGCGUUGAGGACGGAGAAACAGUCAGCCAGGAGUCCAUAUCCAUGACAGUGAAAGGCCCUGGGCUUCAGAGGAUGGUACUGGUGGAUCUACCCGGCAUAAUAUCUACUGAAACUUCAGUAAUGGCACCUGAGACUAAGAAUAACAUCCGUAAAAUGGUCAAGGGUCACAUGGAAAACCCUAAUGCCAUUAUUUUAUGCAUUCAAGAUGGAGCUCUUGAUGCGGAGAGAAGUAACGUAACAGACCUAGUCAGUCAGAUGGACCCGACAGGAAAACGCACGAUAUUUGUCUUGACGAAAGUCGACUUGGCGGAGUCUAAUCUGUAUAAUCCACAUAGGAUCAAAUCCAUAUUAGAAGGCAGAUUAUUUCCUAUGAAGGCUUUAGGGUAUUUCGCUGUAGUGACAGGACGAGGCAAUCAAAAUGACAGUAUUCAAGAAAUAAAGAAUCAUGAAGAAACGUUUUUUAGGAAUUCCCGAUUAUUCAAGGAUGGCGUGCUGAAGCCCACUCAGAUGGGUACACAGAGCAUGAGUCUGGCUGUGUCGGAGCUUUUCUGGAAAAUGGUCCGAGAGACUGUAGAACAACAAGCAGAUGCUUUCAAAGCAACAAGAUUUAACUUGGAAACCGAAUGGAAAAACACAUUCCCUAGACAGAGAGAGUUGGAUAGGGAUGAAUUGUUUGAGAAGGCGAAAGGGGACAUCCUGGAUGAAAUCAUUAAUCUUGGUCAACUUACACCCAAGCAAUGGGAAGAAGCAUUUCACAACAAACUGUGGGAGAAGUCAUCCACUUACUUCUUUGAGAGUAUUUAUCUUCCCGCAGCACAAACAGAGAAUUCUGGAACAUUCAAUACAACUGUUGACAUCAAAUUAAAACAGUGGGCUGACCAUAUGCUUCCAAGGAAAUGUGUAGAGGUUGGCUGGGAUACACUGCAUGAUGAAUUUCUAAAAAUUGUGGAGAAAGACAAGAAAAACAAAGAACAUGAUGAAUUGUAUGACCAGCUGAAAUUAGCUGUCAUAGAGGCCAGCAAAAACAAGCACCAGUGGGAUAGCAAGGCGGAGGACAGUCUGAGAGUUAUACAGGUGAACACCCUAGAGGAUCGCUCAGUGUCUGACAAACAGCAAUGGGACUCUGCCGUCAAAUUCAUGGAGGACACUGUCAAAAGUCGACUGCAACAAACACAAGAUAAGAUGAAGGAUUUGACGGGACCUGGCACAUGGGAACAAUGGACUCGCUGGAAAUCAAGAUCUCAAGACCACAAAAACCGUAGUGCUGCCAAAACGGAGUUGGAGAAGUUAUUGUCUGCAGAACGAGAUCACAAAUCAAACCUUGCUACAGAUGAAUUGACCACUGUCCGUAGGAAUCUCCAAACCAGUGGAGUGGAGGUCACCAAUGACUUUAUAAGGGAAACUUGGUACCAUGUUUACCGACAGUUCUUCCUCAGCAAAGCACUGGGUCAGUGUCAGGAGUGCAGAAAGGGAUUCUACUACUACCAGAAAGGAUUCUCAGAUUCGGGGCUGGAGUGUAAUGAUAUAGUGCUGUUCUGGAGACUACAGAGAAUGUUACAAAUCACAAGUAAUGCCCUAAGACAACAAGUCAUCAACAAUGAAGCUAGAAGACUAGAGAGGAUAAUAAAGGAAGUUUUAGAUGAUUUAGGUGAUGACCGGGAAACUUUGGCCAAAUUACUGACAGGUCCAAGAGUUCAGUUGGCAGAGGAAUUGAAGAAAGUGAGACUGAUACAAGAGAAGUUGGAAGAAUUUAUUCAAGCAUUAAACAAGGAGAAGUAAAGGACUUAUAACAGAGAAUAUGGAGCAUUUCUGUGAUUUUAUUUCCAUCAUGAUACUUCAAUACAACUGUCAAAACAGAUUAUCUCAUUUUUUUCAGCUGAAUUUAUGGAUUAUUAUUGGAUUAUUAUUUGUUUACUUUAAAUAACAGGGGUACAUUAAUGAUGAUUGUAAAUCGUGAAUAAGUGCUAAAUAACUGUGUCCUUUGUAUAGUGUUAAUGUACUGUGUAUUGCAAAUUCAUCUUUUUUUUUAGCAUGUACUGUACGAGUCUUCAAAGAAACAGUCUCUUUUUUGCAACUAAAAUAAGAGCAAUUUACCAUGUACAAAAUUAAUAAGAUGAUGAUUAAUUUUGAUAAUGGGACAUUAAAGAGACUGUACAGUGCAUUUUGUGAAAAUGUUGGGAAAGGUCGCUUUCCUACAGCUUUCUUUAUUUUGUUGCAUUAAAGUGUAAACUUUAUUUUAAAAAUACAGGUUUAGUACUAAUUGAAAAAAAAAAUUACUGUUGAUAAGAAAAACUGAGAUAACAUCUACCUUCAUAGAUGUUCAGUUUUGUCCACUGGGGUAAACUGUGUACUUACAGAAUUUAAUACUUCUAUGUCUCAUGAUACAUUUUAAUAACUACACCCAUUGUCUGUUUAUUAUACCCCCCGCAACAAGUUGUGGGGGGGUAUACUGGAAUUGGGUUGUCCGUCUGUCUGUCCGUCCGUCCGUCUGUAGACGCAAUGGUUUCCGGGCUCUAAAGCAUUAUCCUUUCCACCUACAGUCACCAUAUCAAACAUAUGGACUACUCAUGGGAUGAAGAUGUUCCCUAUCGAUUUUGGAGUCCAAAGGUCAAGCGCACUGGAUAUCGAAGUAGCAAUAUGGUUUCCGGGCUCUAAAGCAUUAUCCUUUCCAACUAGUCACCAUAUCAUACAUAUGGACUACCCAUGGGAUGAAGAUGUUCCCUAUCGAUUUUGGGGUCAAAAGGUCAAAGGUCAAGUGCACUGGACAUUGAAGUAGCAAUAUGGUUUCCGGGCUCUAAAGCGUUAUCCUUUCCACCUACAGUCACCAUAUCAUACAUAUGGACUACCCAUGGAAUGAAGAUGUUCCCUAUCGAUUUUGGGGUCAAAAGGUCAAAGGUCAAGCGCACUGGACAUUGAAGUAGCAAUAUGGUUUCCGGGCUCUAAAGCGUUAUCCUUUCCACCUACAGUCACCAUAUCAUACAUAUGGACUACCCAUGGAAUGAAGAUGUUCCCUAUCGAUUUUGGGGUCAAAAGGUCAAAGGUCAAGUGCACUGGACAUUGAAGUAGCAAUAUGGUUUCCGGGCUCUAAAGCGUUAUCCUUUCCAACUACAGUCACCAUAUCAUACAUAUGGACUACCCAUGGGAUGAAGAUGUUCCCUAUCGAUUUUGGGAUCCAAAGGUCAAGUGCACUGGACAUUGAAGUAGCAAUAUGGUUUCCGGGCUCUAAAGCGUUAUCCUUUCCACCUACAGUCACCAUAUCAUACAUAUGGACUACCCAUGGGAUGAAGAUGUUCUCUAUCGAUUUUGGGGUCAAAAGGUCAAAGGUCAAGUGUACUGGACAUCGAAGUAGCAAUAUGGUUUCCAUUUAAAUUCUUUAAUGGCUUUUUUCAUCGCAUGGAGAUGCUGUGUUCCUAGAUACCUUUUGGAUCAUAAUACUGAAGUUUUACCUAUUACCAACACCCUUUGGGAGAUUGGGGUAAGCGGGGGGUAUUCUUGGUGAGCAUUGCUCACAGUACCUCUUGUUUUACAUAAUUUAAUAUAUUCUCUCCUUCAAAGUAUACAGCUGUAUGAUUAUUUUUGCACUUACGUGUGCGUUCAUGAUUAAGAAAACUUCUGAAAAAUCAUAAGAUUUUUUUGUGGAAAGGGCUACUGCACUACCAAUCUGAUGUAAACAAAUUACAUGUGAUGUUAACAAAUUAUGUGAUGUAAACAAAUUAUAUAUGAUGCAAAUGAAGGAACAUGAAAUUCCUAGAAGAUUUUUUAAAAAUAAGUAUUUGCUGGGAAAUGUUCCAAAUGUUGCUGAUCAUAUCUUUUAUCCUGCCAUCAAUAUACUGUAAGAUAGCAUAAAUUACUAUAGGUGAUUUUGAGCUAUAGUGCCUCUUUAAAUCAGCAGAUUGAGAACAACAUGUAGUGUACUUAUAACAGCCACAAAAUACAAAAAUAUGACUGCUA